UUCGUGUUCCUUCCCUGGUCUCGACAAUGACUACUUCAAGACGUGUAGCUGACAGGAAAGUUGCAAGGUUUGAGAGGAACAGUUUAAAGAAAUCCUCGUCCAAGAAAGGAUACCCUGUGGGCCCUAUUGUUCUUGCCUUCAUUAUUUUUGUGGUCGUCGGUUCCUCUCUGUUUCAGAUCAUUAGGACUGUUAAGAGUCGGGGAAUGGCAUGA
Neltuma alba is the source of this 212-nucleotide messenger RNA. Its product is annotated as stress-associated endoplasmic reticulum protein 2-like. The coding region runs from base 27 to 212 and encodes 61 amino acids. Lineage: Eukaryota; Viridiplantae; Streptophyta; Magnoliopsida; Fabales; Fabaceae. Gene Ontology annotation, cellular component: endoplasmic reticulum. The transcript is spliced from 3 exons. The record is from RefSeq and is a predicted model, not a curated record. Gene Ontology annotation, biological process: endoplasmic reticulum unfolded protein response.